GGGGCAGGCUAAUUUCACAAUCUAAAAGGAACUUAAGGACUGCUACACGACACUCUAACUUAAAAGAUCUCGGGCAACAGCAAUCUAAGGCAUAUUUGAGAAAAUCUAGGAGAGAAGUAAAGGGAGCAGAAACUGGAUAUACAUUUAUUGAAAUCACUCACACAACGUUCAGUUGCCAUGGAUUUCAACAGCAGCAUCAUCAGGGACAGCAACCCCAUGGAAAACCUGGAGAAGCAGUUAAUCUGUCCAAUUUGCUUAGAAAUGUUUUCCAAACCAGUGGUUAUUCUGCCAUGCCAGCAUAAUCUGUGCCGCAAGUGUGCCAGUGAUGUGUUUCAGGCAGCUAACCCAUAUUGGUCUUCCCGAGGAAGUUCUACUACCCUCUCAGGUGGCCGAUUCCGAUGUCCAUCCUGUCGUCAUGAAGUGAUCCUGGACCGCCAUGGAGUCUAUGGCCUGCAGAGAAACUUACUUGUGGAGAACAUCAUAGAUAUCUACAAAGAAGAAUGUACCAAACCACUGAAGAAGAAAGGUGAACAGGUCAUGUGCAAAGAGCAUGAAGAUGAGAAGAUUAAUAUUUACUGUGUCACCUGUGAAGAACCCACCUGCUCCAUGUGCAAAGUAUUUGGGGCCCAUAAAGAUUGUGAAGUCGCACCACUCAAAAACAUCUACCAAAAACAAAAGUCAGAGCUGAGCAGCAGUAUCUCCAUGCUAGUCGCUGGGAAUGACAGAGUCCAAGCUAUUAUCAGCCAGCUGGAAGAUAUCUGCAAAGCCAUUGAGGACAACAGCAAGCACCAGAAAGAAGGGCUGUGCACAAAUUUUGAUGGUCUCUAUGCCCUGUUGGAAGACAAGAAAUCAGAACUGCUACAGAAGAUCACCAUUGAAGAGUCAGAAAAGACAACCUUUGUCAGGUCUCUGGUUCAGCAGUACAAAGAACAGCUGGACAGCAACUCAAAGAUGGUAGAGACUGGCCUGCAGACCAUGGAUGAGCCAGCUGGUGCCGCCUUCCUGAUGAAAGCCAAACAGCAAAUUAAAAAUAUUUUGGAUGCUGCCAAGGUGUGCCAGGUACAGGGUACAGAGCCUGGAUUCGAGAGUAUGGAUCACUUAAUGUUGAACACAGAAGAUGUUGAAAUUGCACUGAGGAACAUUGACUUUAAAAGAGAAGGAGAUGACGAGGAGGAAGAAGAGGAAGAAGAAGAGGAGGAAGAAGAAACACAAGAAAAUGCCUUUGACUCACCUGACACUGAUGAAGACUCUCAGAAUGAGAAAAGAAAUGGGCAGCAGUGACUACAGUAUAGAUGAAGACUGUUUCUGUACUGUGAAUUGAAAGCCAUGCCAGUAUUUUGGAGUAGCAGGACACACAGAAUACUUGACAGAUUGAAGAGACACCUGAAGGCAAGAGAAAGGAUGUUGGAAGGUUGUGAAGUCAGGAUAUACAUAUGUUAACGUGGAACAGUGCAAUCAAAAUCUCCGAAAACUUGCUUGAAGCAAAGAAAACGGGACUUCUUUUUUAUAUUGGUGCAAAAUGCAACAUUUUGUACAUUUUAUGUUUUGUACGCUAUUUUUGUAUAUAAGUAAUUGUAAGGGGACAAGAAUGCCUUUGAGUUAUAUUUAUUAAUGAAUGUUCUAUAUUCAGGGAGUAGGCAUGUGACACAAGAUGAUUUUUGACAGGUUAGGGGAGGAGAAGAGUUUUGAAGAGGCUGGGCUGAGGGUUUGAUACUAGGGUAGUAUAGUAUAACACCAUGGCUUUGACGGUGCUCAUUUACUGCAUUAAUAAGAGAAACAUUGUUGAAUUUCAUUGUUUACAGUUAGGAAUAUUGGUGUACUGUAUGGAUAUUAUUACUACUGUAACUUUUGCACAGAUUAAUAAAUUAAACUUUCCCUUCAAUAACA
Molecule: messenger RNA, 1887 nt
Organism: Protopterus annectens (West African lungfish)
Lineage: Eukaryota; Metazoa; Chordata; Ceratodontiformes; Protopteridae
Gene: TRIM63
Product: tripartite motif containing 63
Exons: 9
Coding region: 178-1281 (367 amino acids)
Molecular function (GO): zinc ion binding
Source: RefSeq, a predicted model, not a curated record